AAGGGAUUUAGAAAGAAAUCCUGUUGAGCUUUAUUUCCCCAAGGCAUAUAUGGAUACUAACAUGAAAUAAUAGGUGCAAUUUAUCCUUUGAAGUAUAGUUAAUCUGUAACCAAGCUCUUUGCCCAAUUGUAUGCCCAGGGCAAACACCUUUACUGACACACGCGUGGUGGGGGUGGGUGGUUGUGCCCCUUGACAUUUAACACUGGCGCUCAGGGAGGAAAGUGAGCGUCGCUCUACAGUCCAUCAGCAGCAUUCGAAGGCUUUUAGUUGUGACUAUUUAAAAAAAACAAAACAAAACAACAACCAACCAGCUAAAGAGAUUUCACUGUCUGCAAAGUGUAACUUCCUGUCUGGUGUUUAGGGGUGGUUGGGUUAGGUUUAGUCAGAUCCUCUCGUGGGAAAAAUAAAAGGCACCAAAAAAAAAAAAAAAAGAAAGAAAAACACAGGACGUCCCAGUGUGCAGUUCGCAAGCCGCUUUUGUUGUUCACUUCCUCUGCAUCUUCGCCCUCAUCAUUUUAGCAGCCGUAGGUGAUGAGUGGCCCGGCAGCCACCGCCUUACACUGGAAACAGUGCAGGUUGGAUUUGCCCGGGCAGGCGGCUCUCCAGGCUUGCCGGCGAUUGCCAGAUGAACACAAUGACGUGCAGAAGAAAACGUUUACCAAAUGGAUAAAUGCUCGAUUUUCAAAGAGUGGGAAGCCACCCAUCAAUGACAUGUUCACUGACCUCAAAGAUGGCAGGAAACUAUUGGAUCUUCUGGAAGGCCUCACAGGGACAUCGCUGACAAAGGAACGCGGUUCCACAAGGGUGCAUGCCUUAAAUAACGUCAACAGAGUGCUGCAGGCUUUACAUCAGAACAACGUGGAAUUAGUGAACAUAGGAGGAACGGACAUAGUCGAUGGGAACCACAAACUGACUCUGGGCCUACUUUGGAGCAUCAUUCUGCACUGGCAGGUGAAGGACGUCAUGAAGGACGUCAUGUCUGACCUGCAGCAGACUAACAGUGAGAAGAUCCUGCUGAGCUGGGUGCGCCAGACCACGCGGGCCUACAGCCAGGUCAACGUCCUCAACUUCACCACCAGCUGGACCGACGGACUGGCCUUUAACGCCGUGCUCCACCGGCACAAACCUGACCUUUUCAGCUGGGAUAGAGUUGUCAAAAUGUCCCCCAUCGAGAGACUUGAGCAUGCCUUCAACAAAGCUCAGACUUACCUGGGAAUUGAGAAGCUGUUAGAUCCUGAAGACGUUGCUGUUCAGCUCCCUGACAAGAAAUCCAUAAUUAUGUAUUUAACAUCUUUGUUUGAGGUGCUACCUCAGCAAGUCACGAUAGAUGCCAUCCGAGAGGUAGAGACACUGCCCCGGAAAUACAAGAAAGAAUGUGAAGAGGAAGAAAUUAAUUUACAGAGUACAGCGGCAGUGGAGGAGCACGAGAGUCCCCGGGCUGACACCCCCAGCACUGUCACCGAGGUCGACAUGGAUCUGGACAGCUACCAGAUAGCGCUGGAAGAAGUGCUGACCUGGUUGCUGUCUGCCGAGGACACUUUCCAGGAACAGGAUGACAUUUCUGACGAUGUGGAAGAAGUCAAAGAGCAGUUUGCCACCCAUGAAGCUUUCAUGAUGGAGCUGACCGCACAUCAGAGCAGCGUGGGGAAUGUCCUGCAGGCGGGCAACCAGCUGAUAACACAGGGCACUCUGUCGGAUGAAGAGGAGUUUGAGAUUCAGGAGCAGAUGACCCUGCUGAAUGCCAGAUGGGAGGCUUUGAGGGUGGAGAGUAUGGAGAGGCAGUCCCGGCUGCAUGACGUGCUGAUGGAACUGCAGAAGAAGCAGCUGCAGCAGCUGUCGGCCUGGCUGACCCUCACGGAAGAACGCAUUCAGAAGAUGGAAACCUGUCCGCUGGAUGACAACUUGGAAUCCCUGCAAAAGCUCCUCAAAGAACACAAAAGUUUGCAAAACGAUCUUGAGGCCGAGCAGAUGAAGGUAAAUUCCUUAACUCACAUGGUGGUGAUCGUAGAUGAGAGCAACAGCGAGAGUGCCACAGCUGUCCUGGAAGAUCAGCUGCAGAAACUUGGUGAGCGCUGGACAGCUGUGUGCCGCUGGACUGAGGAACGCUGGAACCGAUUACAAGAAAUCAAUAUAUUGUGGCAGGAAUUAUUGGAACAGCAGUGCUUGCUGAAAGCCUGGCUCACUGAAAAGGAAGAGGCUUUGAAUAAAGUUCAGACAAGCAAUUUCAAAGACCAGAAGGAACUAAGUGUCAGCGUUCGACGUCUGGCUAUUCUGAAGGAAGACAUGGAAAUGAAACGCCAAACUUUGGAUCAACUGAGUGAAAUUGGCCAGGAUGUGGGGCAAUUACUUGACAACCCCAAGGCAUCUAAGAAGAUGAUCAGUGACUCAGAGGAACUGACUCAGAGAUGGGAUUCUUUGGUUCAGAGGCUGGAAGAUUCCUCCAACCAGGUGACUCAGGCUGUGGCAAAGCUGGGGAUGUCUCAGAUUCCUCAGAAGGAUCUUUUGGAGACCGUUCGUGUCAGAGAACAAGUUACUACCAAAAAGUCUAAGCAGGAGCUGCCUCCUCCUCCUCCCCCCAAGAAGAGACAGAUCCAUGUGGACACUGAAGCUAAAAAAAAGUUUGAUGCUGUAAGUGCGGAGCUGCUGAACUGGAUUUUGAAAUCCAAGACUGCCAUGCAGGCCACAGAGAUAAAAGAGUUUAAGAAGACGCAGGAGACUUCAGAAAUGAAAAAGAAGCUGAAGGAAUUAGAAAAAGAACAAACAGAAAGAAACUCCCGACUGGAUGAAUUAAACCAAACUGGACAAAUCCUUUUGGAGCAAAUGGGCAAAGAAGGUCUUUCAGCUGAUGAAAUAAAACGUGUCCUGGAGAAGAUUUUAUCUGAGUGGAAGAAUAUAUCUCAGCAUCUGGAAGAUCUGACAAGAAAGAUGAAGCUUCAGGAAGAUAUAAGUGCUUAUUUUAAGCAACUUGAUGAGCUUGAGAAGAUUUUAGCGACAAAGGAGGAGUGGGUACAACACGCACCCUUUUCUCAGUCUCCCCAGCGUUCCUUGCCAAGUUUGGAGGACUGUUGUCAGAGGGAACUGACAAGCCUCCUUGACCUCCAGCCCAAAAUUGAGAUGGUGCGAUUAAGCUGCUCUGCCCUCAAGUCUGAGCCUUCUGUCCCGGGGUCUGUCCAGUUGGACUUCGAUAACUUUAUGGUCCGCUUCCGGGCUCUGAUAAUGGCUUUACAGGGUCACCAGCAGCAGCUGGCCAAGGAACGGAAGAGCCAACCUGGACGCGACUAUUUGGAAACACUGAAAAUGCUGCAAGGUGCCCUCAGUGACACAGAGCGGAAGGCCCAGACGUCGCUGCGUGUCCUCAGUGACCCCGCAGAGGUGGAGAAGGCGCUACAAGGAAGGAAGGCCCUUGGCGAAAUUCUUGAGAAACAAAAACCUGCAUUAUAUAAGCUUGCAGAAGAAACAAAGGCUUUGGAGAGAAGUGUGCUUCCAGAUGUAGAAAUCACGUACAAGCAAGAAUUCAGUGAUGCCCAGGAAAAGUGGAACAAACUAAAGGCCGCGGUUUCUGAAGAUGUACAUUUGCUUGAAGAAACUGCCUCCAAACUGAGAGCUUUUGAGGCCGAUUCAAAAGUCAUCGAGAGGUGGAUGGAUGAUGUGAAAGACUUCUUAACGGAAGAGCAGGCUGACCAAGGCGAUGACGCUGGUCUGCAGAGGCAGCUGGACCAGUGCUCUGCAUUUGUUAAUGAAAUAGAAACAAUUGAAUCAUCUCUGAAAAACAUGAAAGAAAUAGAGACUCACCUUCGAAGCUGUCCAGUUGCUGGGAUACAGACCUGGGUGCAGAGAAGGCUGGUUGAUUACCAAACCCAACUGGAGAAAUUUAGCAAGGAGAUUGCUAUUCAAAAAAAUAGGUUGUCUGAAAGUCAGGAAAAAGCAAUGAACCUGAAGAAAGACCUGGCAGAGAUGCAGGAGUGGAUGUCCCAGGCCGAGGAGGAAUACCUGGAGAGGGACUUUGAGUACAAGUCCCCGGAAGAGCUAGAGAGUGCUGUGGAGGAGAUGAAGAGAGCGAAAGAGGACGUGUUACAGAAGGAGGUCAGAGUGAAGAUUCUGAAGGACAACAUCAAAUUGUUAGCUGCCAAGGUGCCCUCUGGUGGCCAGGAGCUGACAUCUGAGCUGAACGUGGUGCUGGAGAAUUACCAACUUCUUUGUAACAGAAUCCGAGGAAAGUGCCACACACUAGAGGAGGUCUGGUCUUGCUGGAUCGAGCUGCUUCAUUAUUUGGAUCUUGAAAAUGCCUGGCUAAACACUUUGGAAGAGCGAGUCAAGAGCACAGAGGUCCUGCCCGAGAAGACAGACGCAGUUGGCGAAGCCCUAGAGGCUCUGGAAUCUGUUCUGCGCCACCCGGCAGAUAAUCGGACCCAGAUCCGGGAGCUUGGCCAGACUUUGAUUGACGGGGGGAUCCUUGAUGAGAUAAUCAGUGAGAAGCUGGAGGCUUUCAAUAGCCGCUACGAAGAUCUGAGUCACCUGGCAGAGAGCAAGCAGAUUUCCUUGGAGAGGCAACUGCAGGUCCUGCGGGAAACUGACCACAUGCUUCAGGUGUUGCAGGAGAGCUUGGGGGAGCUGGACAAGCAGCUCACCUCGUACCUGACGGAUAGGAUAGAUGCUUUCCAAGUCCCACAGGAAGCUCAGAAAAUCCAAGCAGAGAUCUCAGCUCAUGAGCUCACUCUAGAGGAGUUGAGGAGGACCCUGCGCUCUCAGCCUCCUCCUUCCCCAGAGGGCAGGACUGCGAGAGGAGGAAGCCAGGUGGAUGUGCUUCAGAGGAAACUUCGAGAAGUGUCCACAAAAUUCCAGCUCUUCCAGAAACCUGCUAACUUUGAGCAGCGCAUGCUUGACUGCAAGCGCGUGCUGGAAGGUGUGCAAGCAGAGCUCCCCGUCCUGGAGGUGAAGGACGUGGACCCUGAGGUCGUGCAGACCCACCUGGAGAAGUGCAUGAAACUGUAUAAAACUCUGAGUGAAGUCAAACUUGAAGUGGAGACUGUGAUCAAAACAGGACGGCACAUUGUCCAGAAGCAACAAACCGACAAUCCCAAAGGCAUGGACGAGCAGCUGACCUCCCUGAAGGUCCUUUACAAUGAGCUGGGUGCACAGGUGACAGAAGGAAAGCAGGACCUGGAAAGAGCAUCUCAGCUGGCCCGGAAGGUGAAGAAGGAGACCGCCUCUCUCUCUGAGUGGCUCUCUGCUACGGAGGCUGAGUUGGUGCAAAAGUCCACGUCGGAAGGUGUGCUCGGCGACUUGGACACGGAAAUCUCCUGGGCGAAGAAUGUUCUGAAGGAUCUGGAAAAGAGAAAAGCUGACUUAAACACCAUCACGGAGAGCAGUGCUGCGCUCCAGAACUUGAUUGUGGGCAGCGAGCCGGUCUUAGAGGAGAGGCUGUGUGUCCUCAACGCUGGGUGGAGUCGAGUUCGCACCUGGACCGAGGAUUGGUGCAACACCUUGAUGAACCAUCAGAACCAGCUGGAAAUAUUUGAUGGAAACGUUGCUCACAUAAGUACCUGGCUUUAUCAAGCUGAAGCUCUGUUGGAUGAGAUUGAAAAAAAACCGGCGACUAAACGGGAAGAAAUCGUCAAGCGUCUAAUAUCUGAGCUGGAUGAUGCCAGCCUCCAAGUUGAAAAUGCCCGUGAUCAGGCCGUUAUUUUGAUGAAUGCACGUGGAAGCUCGAACAGAGAGCUUGUAGAACCAAAGUUAGCCGAACUGGAUAGAAACUUUGAAAAAGUAUCUCAACACAUCAAAAGUGCCAAAUUGCUGAUUGGCCAGGAACCCUCAUCACACCCAUGUGUGGUCACCACUGAAGCAUUCAAAGCUGCUGCGCCUUUCUCUGAUUUGGAUAAACUAGAAAAGGACAUAGAAAGUAUGAUAAAAGUUGUGGAAAAACACCUGGAACACAGUGAUGGCAAUGAAGAGGUGGAUGAGGAGAGAGCCCAGGUCGAGGAAGUGCUACAAAGAGGAGAAGAAAUGCUACACCAGCCUAUGGAGGAGAAUAAGAAAGAAAAGAUCCGUUUGCAGUUGUUGCUGUUGCACACAAGAUACCACAAAAUUAAGUCAAUCCCUAUUCAACAGAGGAAAACAAGUCAACUCACUUCUGGGAUUAGAUCAUCAUCCCUCCCUGCGGAUUAUCUGGUUGAAAUUAACAAAAUAUUACUUACCAUGGAUGGUGUUGAAUUAUCCCUUAAUGUUCCUGAGCUAAAUACCAUUGUCUAUGAAGAUUUCUCUUUUCAGGAAGACUCUCUGAAGACCAUUAAAGACCAACUGGAUAGGCUUGGAGAGCAGAUCGCAAUUGUUCACGAAAAGCAGCCUGAUGUCAUCCUGGAAGCCUCUGGGCCCGAGGCCAUCCAGAUCAGGGAUAUGUUGUCUCAGCUGAAUGCCAAGUGGGACAGAGUUAACAGAAUGUACAAUGAUCGGAAAGGUCACUUCGACAGGGCCAUAGAAGAAUGGAGACAGUUCCACUGUGACCUUAAUGACCUCACGCAGUGGAUAACGGAAGCGGAAGAGAUUCUGGUGGAUACUUGUGCUCCUGAUGGCAGCCUGGAUCUGGAGAAGGCCAGGACACAUCAGCGGGAACUUGAGGAGGGCAUCAGCAGCCACCAGCUCAGCAUGGCAGCGGUCAACCGGCUGGGGGAUGGGAUUGUGCAGAAGCUGCCGCCCGCAGAUGGGCGCUUCCUGAGAGACAAGCUGGCGGGUCUGAACAAGCGCUGGAGCGCGGUCCUGGCCCAGGUGAAGGGACAGCAACCCAGGCUCAAAGGAGAAAGUAAGCAGGUGCUAGAGUACAGAAGAAAGCUAGAUGACAUUGCCUGUUGGUUAACCAAGGCGGAGAGCGCUGUGCAAAAGAGGCCAACUGCGGAGCUGGGAGAAAACCUGCAAGAAUUACAGGACUUAAGGCGAGAGAUGGAAGGCCAAGCGGAGAAACUCCAGUGGCUGAAUAGAACUGAGCUGGAAAUGCUUGCAGAUAAAAGUCUGAGCUUACAUGAAAGAGACAAACUUUCAGAAAGCCUAAGAAGCAUAAACACAACAUGGAAUACGAUCUGCAGAGAAGCACCCAGCACACCGAAGGAAACUGCCCAGGAGUCCUGCUCUGUUUCACAGACACGGAUUGCUGCUCAUCCUGGCGUCCAAAAGGUGGUGCUAGUCUCAUCUGCAUCUGACGUUCCCGUUCAGUCUCCUCGCAGCUCGGAAAUGUCAGUGCCUGCUGACCUGGAUCAAACCAUAACAGAACUCGCCGACUGGCUGAUACUGAUUGACCAGAUGCUGAAGUCCAACAUUGUCACAGUCGGGGAUGUGGAAGAGAUCAAUAAGACCGUUUCCCGAAUGAAAAUCACAAAGGCUGACUUGGAGCAGCGCCAUCCUCAGCUCGAUUUUGUUUUUACACUGGCGCAGAAUUUGAAAAACAAAGCUUCCAGUUCAGACGUGAGGACAGCAAUCACAGAGAAACUGGAAAAGGUAAAGGCCCGCUGGGACAGCACACAGCACGGUGUGGAGCUCCGCCGCCAGCAGCUGGAGGCCAUGAUCGUGGACAGUCUCCGGUGGGAGGACCACAGGGAGGAGACGGAGGAGCUGAUGAGGAAGUUCGAGGCCCGGCUCUACAUGCUGCAACAGGCCCGGCGGGACCCGCUGAGCAAGCAAGUUUCUGACAACCAACUGCUGCUCCAAGAACUGGGUCCUGGCGACGGCAUCAUCAUGGCCUUCGAUAAUGUCCUGCAGAAACUUCUGGAAGAUUAUGCUAGUGAUGACACAAGGAAUGUGAAGGAAACCACCGAGUACCUAAAAACAUCCUGGGCCAAUCUAAAACAAAGCGUCGCUGAUAGACAGAGUGCCCUGGAGGCUGAGCUGAGGACAGUGCAGGCCUCACGCCGGGACCUGGACAACUUGCUGAAGUGGGUCCAGGAGGCGGAGACCACGGUGAACAUGCUGGCGGACGCCUCUCAGCGGGAGAACGCGCUUCAGGACAGCGUCCUGGCCCAGGAGCUCAGGCAGCAGCUGCAGGACAUCCAGGCGGAAAUUGAUGCCCAUAAUGACAUAUUUAAGAGCAUUGAUGGAAACAGGCAGAAGAUGGUAAAAGCCCUGGGGAAUUCUGAGGAGGCUACUAUGCUUCAACAUCGACUGGAUGAUAUGAACCAAAGAUGGAAUGACUUGAAAGCAAAAUCUGCCAGCAUCAGGGCCCAUUUGGAGGCCAGUGCUGAGAAGUGGAACAGGUUACUGGCGUCUUUAGAAGAACUGAUCAAGUGGCUGAAUAUGAAAGAUGAAGAGCUUAAAAAGCAAAUGCCAAUUGGUGGCGAUGUUCCAGCCCUACAGCUCCAGUACGACCAUUGUAAAGCACUGAGACGAGAGUUAAAGGAGAAAGAAUAUUCUGUCCUGAAUGCUGUAGACCAAGCUCGAGUUUUCCUGGCUGAUCAGCCAAUUGAGGCCCCCGAAGAACCACGAAGAAAUCUACAAUCAAAAACAGAAUUGACUCCUGAAGAGAGGGCCCAAAGGAUCGCCAAGGCCAUGCGCAAACAGUCUUCUGAGGUCAGAGAGAAGUGGGAAAGCCUCAAUGCAGUGACAAGCAGUUGGCAAAAGCAAGUGGACAAGGCGUUGGAGAAACUCCGGGACCUGCAGGGCGCCAUGGAUGACCUGGACGCCGACUUGAAGGAGGCGGAGGCGGUGCGCCACGGCUGGAAGCCCGUGGGAGACUUGCUCAUCGACUCGUUGGACGACCACAUCGAAAAGAUCCUGGGAUUUGGAGAAGAAAUUGAACCAAUCAACUUAAAAGUUAAAGCGGUGAAUGAUCUGUCCAGCCAGCUCUCUCCACUGGACCUGCACCCAUCUCUAAAGAUGUCUCGCCAGCUAGAUGACCUUAAUAUGCGAUGGAAACUUCUCCAGGUUUCUGUGGAUGAUCGUCUUAAACAGCUUGAAGAAGCUCGUAGAGAUUUUGGACCAUCAUCCCAGCAUUUUCUGUCUACUUCAGUCCAGCUGCCAUGGCAAAGAUCCAUCUCACAUAAUAAAGUGCCCUAUUACAUCAAUCAUCAAACUCAGACAACCUGUUGGGAUCACCCUAAGAUGACCGAACUCUUUCAAUCCCUUGCUGACCUGAAUAAUGUGCGUUUCUCUGCCUACCGCACAGCAAUCAAAAUCCGAAGACUACAAAAAGCACUAUGCCUGGAUCUCUUAGAGCUGAAUACAACAAAUGAAGUUUUCAAGCAGCACAAGCUGAACCAAAAUGACCAGCUGUUAAGUGUCCCAGACAUUAUCAACUGCCUGACAACAACCUAUGACGGGCUGGAGCAAAUGCAUAAGGACCUGGUCAACGUCCCGCUCUGUGUGGACAUGUGUCUCAACUGGCUGCUCAAUGUAUACGACACGGGUCGGACUGGGAAAAUUCGAGUGCAGAGUCUGAAGAUUGGAUUGAUGUCCCUCUCUAAAGGUCUCUUAGAAGAAAAAUACAGAUAUCUCUUUAAUGAAGUGGCGGGGCCUACGGAGAUGUGCGACCAGCGGCAGCUCGGCCUGUUACUCCACGAUGCCAUCCAGAUUCCUCGGCAGCUGGGAGAGGUAGCAGCUUUUGGAGGCAGCAACAUUGAGCCCAGCGUCCGCAGCUGCUUUCAACAGAAUAACAACAAGCCAGAGAUAAGUGUGAAAGAGUUUAUAGAUUGGAUGCGUUUGGAACCACAGUCUAUGGUUUGGCUACCAGUUCUGCAUCGAGUAGCAGCAGCUGAGACUGCAAAACAUCAGGCCAAGUGCAACAUAUGCAAAGAAUGUCCCAUCGUGGGGUUCAGAUACCGGAGCCUAAAGCAUUUUAACUACGAUGUCUGUCAGAGCUGCUUUUUUUCGGGUCGAACAGCAAAAGGCCAUAAAUUACAUUACCCAAUGGUGGAAUAUUGCAUACCUACAACAUCUGGGGAAGAUGUGCGCGACUUCACAAAGGUGCUGAAGAACAAGUUCAGGUCAAAGAAAUACUUCGCCAAACACCCUCGGCUGGGCUACCUGCCUGUCCAGACAGUUCUUGAAGGUGACAACUUAGAGACUCCUAUCACCCUCAUCAGUAUGUGGCCUGAGCACUAUGACCCCUCGCAAUCCCCUCAGCUCUUCCAUGAUGACACCCACUCAAGAAUAGAACAAUACGCCACUCGACUGGCCCAAAUGGAAAGGACCAAUGGUUCUUUUCUCACUGACAGCAGCUCUACCACAGGAAGUGUGGAGGACGAGCAUGCCCUCAUCCAGCAGUAUUGCCAGACCCUCGGAGGCGAGUCCCCAGUGAGCCAGCCACAGAGUCCGGCUCAGAUCCUGAAGUCUGUGGAGCGGGAAGAGCGCGGCGAGCUGGAGCGUAUCAUUGCAGACUUGGAGGAAGAACAGAGGAAUCUGCAGGUGGAGUACGAGCAGCUGAAGGAGCAGCACCUGAGGAGGGGGCUUCCCGUCGGGUCCCCGCCAGACUCGAUUGUAUCUCCGCACCACACCGCAGAGGACUCAGAGCUUAUAGCAGAAGCAAAGCUCCUUCGGCAGCACAAAGGUCGGCUGGAGGCGAGGAUGCAGAUUUUAGAAGAUCACAACAAACAGCUGGAGUCGCAGCUGCACCGCCUACGGCAGCUGCUAGAGCAGCCCGAAUCUGAUUCCCGAAUCAAUGGCGUCUCCCCCUGGGCUUCGCCUCAGCAUUCUGCACUGAGCUACUCGCCGAUCCCAGACCCAGGCCAGCAGUUUCAGCAGUCAGCUGCCGAGGACCUGCUGGCCCCGCCUCAUGACACCAGCACUGACCUCACGGAGGUCAUGGAGCAGAUCAACAACACAUUUCCAUCUUGCUGCUCAAGCGUCCCCAGCAGACCACAGGCCAUGUGAAGCGUUCAUCCUGCCAGACAACAUUUCCUGACGUGCAGUGUUGCCCUUUCCUGCCAAUGCCAACCCCAACUUCAUUUACUCCGAAGCUCCAUGGCUCCUUGACAUGUGCUGUUGAGCGUUGACUGUGUGUUCUACUGAAGGAGUACAACACUGACUAUCCAAAGAGAAAAGGAUAUUUUGUUUUUAUAACAACCAUAUAUUAUUGUUUUCUUCUUCCCUUUCUAUGCAACUGUAAAUUAAUGAACAGAGAGGUCUUUGGAAAUGGUAAUACAUUUGUCACUGAUUUGUAUAAUGUGUACAGCAUUGGGAAAGUGGGUGGGGGCUUUCUAAUAUGAUUCUGUGUUUUUAAUACCCACGACAAAAAUUGCAUAAGAAUUAGAAGACCACUUCACAUUUUUACAUUCCUUCCACUGCUCCUGUUAACCUUGUGCAAUGACUUCAUUUAUUUCUUUGACUCCUUUACCAUUAUGUUUGGUUAUUUAUAAUUCAUCAGCCACGUGACCAAAUAGAUUCUGUGUAUUUGUUCCCAUGAUUUGGCCAAAUUAGAAAGUUCAUACAUUUCAAUCAAAUCGGCUUUGAAUAUACUGUUUAACUUUAUUUGACAGCAUAUAUUUAUUUCCUUAGUGGUAACUACCAAAAAAAAAAUCCUGUGGGCCUAAAGGGCAUGUCUAUUAGUAUUUUGUCUCCAGUUUUUAUUCCUUUUUUUCUGUAUAAGUAGGUCUUGAUUUCUUUAUUUAUUUCACAUCCCAGUCUAUACGAUAGAGUGCAUUAUAAUAAUCUCAAAGAUCAUUUUACCAAAGGUUGCUCAUUAAGCAUAUUUUUAUUUUGACACAGAAACAAAACAGUACCAUCUUUCCUAGUCCCUAGGUCUUUGAUUUUUAUCAUAAAAUACACAGCAGACCUUUACCUAUCAUGAGACAAAAGCACAUUGUUAUCUUUAGCUCCCUUUGAAGAGAAUCUUGUUUUUGUAUUUUCAAGUCCUGUAUAAUUCUUGUAACUCUUGGUUGCUUUCUUUCUGAAAGCAGACACAAAUUUAGUGCAUGUCUCAUUUUACCUUUGUAAUGAAUGAGCAGAUGUCUUACUUCCUGUCACUUGAUCAGUGUGUUUGGAAAGGAUGUUUUCCAGAAGCCUGUGCCACAACUUCUACUGAAAAAUGAAAUUAAUGUUUAGAUGGGCAUACCCCGCCUCAUACUUUGAGUGCAGUUUAGGUAUAUGGUUCUAUUCUUUUAUUUAACAUUGAAUAGAUUCAUUGUAAACAUGUUGCUUAAUUACCAAAUGUAGUGAAACCAAAAAUAAAAAUAAUGUGUUUUGAUUCAAGCAUAUGUGCUUUUAAAACAUGAGGACAUUGUAACUUUGAGUUCUUUUUCACUGGGAUCUGGCCAAGAAGGAGGCUUCAAGUUAGAAAUUAUUAUUCUUUUAGAAUAGUUUGGGUGGGUUGGGGGGCAAGGGUGUCUAUUUGCAGCAUAGAUAUUUUGAGAAGAAGAAAAAUGUUUUAUAUAAGAGGAAAGCCAUGACUGACCACCUUUCUACCUCAAAUCCAUCUUCCUCCAUCCUGUUGGAAAUAGCUUUAUGCCACUGCAGUCUGCAAAGUGUAGAGCUUUUAUCAGGCCAUAUGAUACCCAAGAAAGCAUCUAUUUAAUGAAAAACAAAUUCCCUGAACUCAGAACUCCAGGUUGUAGAUUUGGUAUCUUCCUUGUUAUUACUUUGAGAAGUCAUGUGUUAAUUUUUUCUGCCUGUGUUUGUAUGCAAAAUAUUCUCUAUCUGCUAUUACAGAAAAGCUACGUAAAACACUACAUUGUAACCUUCUAAGUAAUAAUAAAAAGAAAUAUAUUGCAGUAACAACAAUGGGAAAUAAGUAUAAUGUUCUUUUGAAAUAUGUGGUAAAAAACUAAUCAUAGAAUAUCAUCUAAUCUGGUUACAUGUUGUAUUUUUCAUCCUGAAUAAAAGUAAUUUUAACACAAAAUGA
Messenger RNA from Chinchilla lanigera (long-tailed chinchilla), 12814 nucleotides. RefSeq names its product utrophin (gene Utrn). Gene Ontology annotation, biological process: synaptic signaling. NCBI's taxonomy places the organism in Eukaryota, Metazoa, Chordata, Mammalia, Rodentia, Chinchillidae. Gene Ontology annotation, molecular function: protein binding; zinc ion binding. The transcript has 74 exons. The record is from RefSeq and is a predicted model, not a curated record. Gene Ontology annotation, cellular component: plasma membrane. The coding region runs from base 532 to 10848 and encodes 3438 amino acids.